UCGUGAUCGCGCACGCGUCUUAAAAAAUCCGCCAAGCUCAAUUUUUUUCUUUUUUUUUUUUAUUCAACAUCAGUGUUUUAUACAAAAGUGUUGAAAUUUUUGUGAAAAUCGUCAUUUUUUUUGGAAAAUCUCAAAUUUUCAUUUUUUUUUUUUUUUUUUAAAUACUGUGCGUGAAAUUCUAUUAUUUUUCAUUGCAAAGAAAAAGAAAUUAUUACAAAAAAUGGAAUAAGAAUAUAAGUGAAAAAAAAAAUCUAAAUUUAUAAAUAUUUAAUGUAAAAUAUUUGGAACUGAAAAAAAAUUAACAAUUUAAAAAUUCGACGCCAUUGUUAUAAAUAAUUGAAUGUUGUUUUUUAUUUUUUUGAAAAUUUUUUGAAAAAAUCAACUAAAAGGAAUUUAAUUCCAAGUUUAAUGGAUCAUUAAGUGUAGUGAAUUUUUUUGGUGUAUAGAAGUGUCAUAAAAAAAAAUACAAUUGUUUUUGAUUUGAGUAAAAAAAAAAAAAACUAAAAAAAUGCUUGGGGGGUAUGAAUCUCAGGCGGAUUAUUAUCCUCAGUGGCAUCAACCCUAUAAUUAUGUCACUCAACUUCCUUAUGGUCACACUGGAGUUGCAGAUACACAUUCUUAUUGGGGUGCCGACUCCGAUAUAUCGGGAGGUAGUUCCGGCGCCGGAAGUCCAACGGCAUCUACGCCGCCUUUGAUCGAAGAACUUGGCGUUCAGGACUCAAGUUACUCAUCUCCUGAGCAAUAUCAAUAUCAUCCAACUAAUUCACAGCAUCAACAUUAUUCUGGUCUAAUUUAUCAUCAUCAUCAUCAUCAUCAACAACAACAACAACAACAUCAACAACAUCAACAAGAUGCAUCACAAAGUCAACAACAAAGACGGCAAAAUGAAUUUUCCAUUUCGUGUGCAGUUCUUCAUCAGUCGGAAAAUGUAAAUCAUUCGGUUCAACAUCAUUUGUCAACAAUUAGAGAAGGUGGAUUGGUGGUGAGGCCAAAGAGACGUAAUACAGCAAAUAAAAAAGAAAGAAGACGUACACAAAGUAUUAAUAAUGCAUUUGCUGAUUUGAGGGAUUGUAUUCCAAAUGUUCCGGCCGAUACAAAAUUAAGUAAAAUUAAAACAUUAAGACUCGCCGCUUCUUAUAUUGGAUAUUUGAUGGCUGUUUUGGAAAGUGAUGAGGGUCAGGAGCCACAGACAUUUCGUGCGGAAAUAUUGUCAACUGGCAAACGAAAUAAAUCACAACAUUUGUGUGAAAAUUCCAUGAUUGGAACUUCAUUAGUUGGCCAUGAAGAAACUACGAAAAGUAAAGGACGAACUGGAUGGCCACAACACAUGUGGGCUCUUGAGCUCAAACAAGAAACCCCAUCGAGUCAAUUACAAUAGAACUUUCAAAAACCAUUCAAUUGAAAAAGUUACGAAUUUUUUUUUUUUUUCUUUCUCUUUUUGAAAACUAUAUAUUGAGUAAAAGAUUUUUUUUUUUUUUUGCAUAUUUGUAGAAAAAAAAUAUCUCUCUUCUAAAGUCAAUAACAUCUGUGUAAAAAUGACCAAAGUUGUACAUAUAUAUACAUAUAUAUAAACAUAGUUAAAGUAUAGAAAAAGAAAUUAAUUUUUUUUAUUUAUAUAAUUUUGCAAAAAAAUUCAACUUUUAAUGUAGAAAUAAAUUAA
Molecule: messenger RNA, 1660 nt
Organism: Leptopilina boulardi
Lineage: Eukaryota; Metazoa; Arthropoda; Insecta; Hymenoptera; Figitidae
Gene: Hand
Product: heart- and neural crest derivatives-expressed protein 1-like
Exons: 3
Coding region: 509-1378 (289 amino acids)
Biological process (GO): regulation of transcription by RNA polymerase II; developmental process
Molecular function (GO): RNA polymerase II transcription regulatory region sequence-specific DNA binding; protein dimerization activity; DNA-binding transcription factor activity, RNA polymerase II-specific
Source: RefSeq, a predicted model, not a curated record